UACACGAAGGGUCUAGCACGUCAGCGACACCGUGCAGUCGCACUCGUUGGCUUUCUGGGCCACUCCUUUGCCGGCCUCAGCCAAACCAUCGAUGAGCUCCUCGACCUCGUCCAGCGUCGGGUCCCAGGCCGUCGACACGGAUUGCUGCGUGAAGCAUUCGCCGUUCGCCGCGUUGUCCGCCUCCGUGUCGUCGAUGAAGGUGGCCGCGACGCCGGGCACACUGAUGGGACAGAGGCACGUCAGCGAGCAGGAAUCGGCAUCCGCCCCUUCCAAUUUGUAGCAGGGCGCGCCCAUGCAGACCUCGACCUCGUUCGAGACCCACUCGUCGAGCUUGCGGUGGCCGCCGCGCACGCCGGCCUUCUUCUUGUCCUCGGUAGCGACCCAGUUGUCGUCGCCGCAGACGCCGUUCUGGGCGCCGGUGUGGAAGGACACGAAGUCGCAGUCCAGGCCGGACUCCUUGCAGAUUUGACCAUCGGUCAAGGCCGUGCACAGGUUCUGGACGCCGGCGUCGUCCAAUUGGCCCAGGUAGUUCGCCAUCACGGCUUCCCGGAACGUCUCCGACUUCGCGAGGAAGACCGACGUGUAGCCCAUGACGAAGGUCGCCGUGAUGGGAUCUUCGGCGUACAUCUCGUCGAUCGUCUCCGGGGCGCACUUGCAGGCUCCCAGGUAAUCAUAUUCUUCGACUCCCGCGCACGUCGUGAGGCCGCACAAAGCAUACGGUUGGGUUCCUGGUUUGGCCGCAUUGCAGUAGACCGUGAGGUCUUGAGAUUGCGUCACGAGGAUGUCGUACACCUCCGCGAUCGUGACCGGUUGGUUGCCCGUGACCAUGCGCGUCAGGCGGGUCACUUCUCUACGACCGGUGGUCGUGGAGGUCGCCGCCCACAUCAUGGAAGAGGUCAGCGCGAUGGCGGCGAUGGCCUUGCGGGCCCGGUUGGCGUUCUGGGGCUCCUCGACGCGGGGAGCCGCCGCGGCGGCGUCGUCCGUGGCGCCGUAUUGCUUCUCCAUGGUGUGUCGUGGCUGCUGCCUUUUGCGGCGGGGCGGGCUACGGGGGCAGCUCGUGGCUUGGCGGGUGGUUGGCGGAUGCCCUUUGCUCUGCUCCUUGGCAGCCUUUGGUAAGACCUCGGGCGGCAGUGAGCAAACUUGCGAGACCGAGC
Pelagomonas calceolata is the source of this 1154-nucleotide messenger RNA. The record is from the annotation of a GenBank genome assembly. Lineage: Eukaryota; Pelagophyceae; Pelagomonadales; Pelagomonadaceae.